AUCUGUUCCUGUAGCAAUCGGGGAGCGGGGGGGUGGGACGUCUUUUUUUCUCUCUUAAAUCCCCCCGGGGAGGUGGUCAGCACCAGUCAAUAAUUGCUGACAUGGAACGGAGGCCCGAAUAGGCUAAAGGGAGGGGAGAGAAGGAUAUCUGGAGGUGCACGAGAAAAUAUGCAAAAAGUAAUAAUGCAAAAAGUUGCAGUCAGGUUGAUUGAAUGGAAAGUUCAAACUGCCCCGGCUCACAGGAAAUACUCCAGCGCUGACGGACUGAAGAUCUGCGCUUGACAUGAGCCGAGAAACAACCGCCUCGGAUGUAAACAUUGUGGGAAAACAAAACAAAGAAAGAGAGGAAUUUGGUGGACGGAAUAACAUCUUUUUUUUGCCUGUGUGUUCGCUUUGUUCAAUGACUGGAGUGGAAAGUAACUGGGAAGUUGGUUCCAAGGCUGCACUGUUGAUUGCAAUGCUGCAUUAGUGAGUGGCCGGAGGGAGCCGGAGUGGGUCUGUCAGUACCGUCCUCCCGGGAGAGGCACCCUCUGCCCAUCAGCAGCCCGGAGCAAUGCCAGCCCCUGCCGGGGACAGCUUGGACAAUCCCGCCCUGGGAGAUCUGCACAUUUCCACCUCGGACCUUCACCUUCCCCUUCCCGUCGCCCGCGUUUCCCGAGAGGCGAUCCGGAAUUUCCACCACACCAAGCGGGUUGGAAGUUACCUGAUUGGGAGGAAGUUAGGAGAGGGAUCUUUCGCCAAAGUUAGGGAAGGGUUGCACGUCCUGACCGGGGAAAGGGUGGCUGUAAAAGUCAUCGAUAAGAAGAAAGCCAGGAAAGACUCCUAUGUUACGAAGAAUCUACGACGAGAAGGGCAGAUUCACCAGAUGAUUAGGCAUCCAAAUAUUACGCAGCUUUUGGACAUAUUAGAAACAGAGAACAGUUACUACUUGGUAAUGGAGCUAUGCACAGGAGGCAACCUGAUGCACAAAAUAUAUGACAGAAAAAUAUUGGAAGAAGCAGAGGUAUGUCGAUACAUCAGGCAGCUCACUCUAGCAGUGGAACAUUUACACCGGGCAGGAGUGGUCCACAGGGAUCUGAAGAUUGAAAAUCUUUUACUGGAUGAAAAGAACAAUAUAAAAUUAAUAGAUUUCGGAUUGAGUAACUGUGCUGGUAUCUUGGGUUAUUCAGACCCCUUCAGCACUCAGUGUGGGAGUCCAGCAUAUGCAGCUCCAGAGCUAUUAGCACGCAAGAAAUACGGUCCCAAAGUGGAUAUAUGGUCAAUUGGUGUGAAUGCUUAUGCGAUGCUGACUGGCACUUUACCAUUCACUGUGGAGCCAUUCAGCCUGAGAGCUUUGCAUCAGAAAAUGGUGGAUAAAGAUCUCAAUCCCCUACCUGCUCAUCUCUCAUCAGCUGCCGUUAACUUUCUGCGAUCCUUACUCGAACCUGACCCUGUUCAAAGGCCCAAUGUCCAGCAGGUACUGUCUGAUCUCUGGCUGAAUGACAGCCAUCCAGGGACACCCACAUGCAGCAAUGUUUACCCAGACAGACUUCAUCCUGGAGACUUGAAUCAGAAUGUGCUGCUUCACAUGACUGAGAAGCUGGGAUAUAAACAUACUGAAGUGGUAAAUACUGUGCUAGCAAACAGAGCCUCCCACAUCCUUUCCAUUUAUUUUCUGCUCAACAAGAAAUUGGAUUACUAUUUUAAAAGCAUCCAAAAACGAGACUUAGCAAAUGGUAUUUGCUACAAGAAUCUGGUGCAUCAGUCUGAAAAAUAUAGGCUCAAGGGAAUACAGGAGGAAAAGAAGCCCAAGAAUCCAGAAAGAGGAGUGGAGUUUUUUCAAAAACCAUCUGUAAGAAAAGCAGAGAAAAGCUCUAAACCUUUAAACGCCGGUAAAGCUGUGCUGAAGGAGAAAAAAGUUCCCGAUCCUGAGAGAGGACUGAUUCUGGACCCUUGCCUUCCUAUACCUAUGCCAGCAGGUGAAGCUAGAGCCAGCAAGAAUGGAUAUGUCAACUCACAAUCCUUGGAGUAUUUGGAAGUGAACUGUCCUCUCCCCAGGACCCCAAUGCCUAUCAGACAACAUGGCUCUCAGCCACUAGAAACUGUGAGCGCAAAACACAGAGCAAAGGACAUAUACCCCAUUGUGAACAGUAAAUAUCCUUCUUGCCUGGGGCAAGAUCGAAUUGAACUAAUUCCUCAGCAGAGAGCCGUGGGACCUUCUGGGAUUUUGUCUUGCUCAUCCACUGAUCAGACUGCAGUUUCAAUUCAGCAGCACGAGUGUUUAAGAUCCAUGAAAUCACUGAGUCAUCCUAGUCACACCAUUCCAUCGUAUGAAGAAAAGAAAGACCUUAUGGCACCCCAGAUGGUGUCCCAUAUUCCAUCUGUUUCCAAUAAUGCAAGAUCCACUGAACUGGGCAAUCCUUAUCUAGUUAAAAGUAGGGGCAAGUUUCCAAUGAUGGGCAUUGGUCAGAUGCUGAGAAAACGGAAUCAAACGAUACAACUAAAAAUGGACAGACCCAAAGAAACAUGUGGUCCUGAGUUUCCUACAUCAGAUAUUAUUCAGAAGAUGCUGUGUACUUCUGGUAGUCUGGAACCCCAGUGUUGAUUUCAGUUCUCAACCAGAAUUAGAUUUCAGUGUGAUUUAUCUCAAAGGGACACACAUCAAGCUGGCAAAAUUGCUUGCUAUAUUUUUUUCCAUUAGUAUUUCUUUGUAAAGUUUCUCAGGAACAUAUCUGAAAAAUAUUUAAUCUAACUUUCAAAUGCAAAGCUGAUUUGGAUAGUGCAAGGCCAAGAAUUUGUUCACAUAUCUGUGUAAUUUAAAACAGCGCAAAAGUUAAUUGAUUCUGUGUAUAAUAACUGCAUGAAGACCUUUGUAAAAGAAGUAUUGUUCAUUGGAUCAUUUUCAUUUGAGAAUUGUAAACUUUUUAACUGCUGACAUAGCUGACAUUGUAAGCAGCCAUUCAUCCAAGGGCUGAAAGUAUUACACUUGAGAAACAUUUAGAUUGUGUUUUUAAUCCAUAUAUGCGGUAUUCUUUUAUUGAAGCUAAAUUGUCAGUAUUCUUCUGAAGCAAUUGUGUAUUCUAGGCAUUGUUUUGUUAGAAGGUGAGACAUUCAACAAAAAAGUUGAAGAGAUCAUCAAAUCUAACAAACACCAUAAGAAACUGGCAUGUUUUAUUUAAGGCUGACAAAUGUUUGCAAUGUUAUAUACACAUACAAUAUAUGUAAGCUUUAUCCUUGAUUUAAAAUGCUUUGCAUUCAGUCUUUUUUAAAAAUUUUCCUUUAACAACGUG
This is a messenger RNA of Stegostoma tigrinum, 3269 nucleotides long. It is a transcript of the gene hunk, whose product is annotated as hormonally up-regulated Neu-associated kinase. The transcript is spliced from 10 exons. The record is from RefSeq and is a predicted model, not a curated record. NCBI's taxonomy places the organism in Eukaryota, Metazoa, Chordata, Chondrichthyes, Orectolobiformes, Stegostomatidae. Bases 554 to 2584 code for a protein of 676 amino acids. Gene Ontology annotation, biological process: intracellular signal transduction; protein phosphorylation. Gene Ontology annotation, molecular function: ATP binding; protein serine/threonine kinase activity. Gene Ontology annotation, cellular component: cytoplasm.